Populus nigra (black poplar) is the source of this 1753-nucleotide messenger RNA. Its product is annotated as 7-deoxyloganetin glucosyltransferase-like. Lineage: Eukaryota; Viridiplantae; Streptophyta; Magnoliopsida; Malpighiales; Salicaceae. Bases 123 to 1541 code for a protein of 472 amino acids. Gene Ontology annotation, molecular function: UDP-glycosyltransferase activity. The transcript has 2 exons. The record is from RefSeq and is a predicted model, not a curated record.
UACUGGACUGGAAAAUUGUCAAGACGUCUACCAAACCAAAAAUAUGUCAAGAGCUGCCUUUCUCUAUACAUAUAAUUAACACACACUCCAAGCAAAUUUGCCAAGCAGAAAGAAAGGGAAAAAUGGUUUCUUUAGCCACUGAACAAUUUCCUCCUCAUGUGGUAUGCUUACCAUUCCCAGCCCAAGGCCACAUAAAUCCAAUGCUCAAACUAGCAAAAAUUCUUCACCAAAAGGACUUCCAUAUCACUUUUGUUAACACGGAAUUCAACCAUCGACGCCUCCUCAAAUCUAGAGGCCUUGGCUCCCUCGAUGGCCUCCCAACUUUUCGGUUUGAAACAAUUCCUGAUGGACUCCCACCUUCAGAUGCUGACUCAACUCAGCAUGUGCCAUCUCUCUGCGAUUCCACCAAGAAAAAUUGCUUAGCUCCUUUCAGAGACCUUCUAUCCAGACUCAAUAACACCUCUUCUUCUAAAGUUCCUCCAGUCACCUGUAUAGUCUCUGAUUGCAUCAUGAGCUUUACACUCAAAGCUGCUCAGGAACUAGAUGAAAGUUACUUAACAAACGGGUAUUUGGACACCGUUAUUGAUUGGAUUCCUGGUAUGGAAGGUAUCUCCUUGAAAUAUUUGCCAAGCUUUCUCAGAACAACAGAUCCUGGAGAUAUAAUGCUCAAUUUUGCAAUUGGAGAAGUGGAGAGUGCUCGAAAUGCUUCCGCUGUUAUUUUCAACACCUUCGAUGACUUGGAGUCAGAGGUCUUAAAGCCUCUUACUUCCACCCUCCCUCAUCUCUACACCAUUGGUCCUCUUCAGUUACUCGAAAAUCAGGACCAAGAAAAUGCCUUGAACUCUAUAGCAUCCAAUUUGUGGAAAGAAGAACCUGGUUGUAUUGAAUGGCUCGAUUUUAAAGAACCAGACUCGGUUAUCUAUGUCAACUUUGGUAGUGUCACAGUCAUGACCCCGCAACAACUCAUUGAAUUUGCUUGGGGACUUGCAAACAGCAAGUGCACUUUCUUGUGGGUCAUUAGGCCUGAUCUCGUUGUCGGUGAUUCAGCUAUAGUUCCUCCAGAAUUUGUGGCUGAAACAAAAGAAAGGGGUCUAUUAGCUGGUUGGUGUCCACAAGAACAAGUCCUGCAGCACCCUUCCAUUGGAGGAUUCUUGACCCAUAGUGGAUGGAACUCUACACUAGACAGUUUGUGCGGUGGCGUGCCCAUGAUUUGUUGGCCUUUCUUUGCAGAGCAACAGACCAAUUGUUGGUUCUGUUGUAACAAGUUAGGCAUAGGGAUGGAAAUAGACAGCGAUGUUAAAAGAAAUGAAAUUGAAAGUCUUGUUAGAGAACUGAUGGAGGGAGAUCAAGGACAGGUAAUGAAGUAUAAAGCCAAGAAGUGGAAAAGAAAGGCAGAAGAGGCCACUGCGAGUCCCACUGGGUCAUCAUGCUUGAAUUUGGAGAAAAUGAUAAACAAAGUGCUUCUUGCUCCACGAGAUAAAAUUAAUGGAGAUGUGAUUCUCCCAGGAAUAACUGGACUCGGAACCUAUGGUGAGAGCUAAGGAUCAAGACAUGGAUCCACUUGUGCGCGCGCAAUAUUUCUUUUUCUUUUCUUUCCUUUAUUGUUAUGUUGCAAGAAGAAGAUCUGUAUUCAAGGCAGGCUCCUUCUAAAUCAAUAAAAGGGUACCAUGCUUGUAUUUCCGCAUAAAAUUGGCGUGUGGAGAAGCCUUUCUUGUGAUAAAAAAUGACUCUGCAAGGUAAGAUUAUGUUCAAA